UCCCUUACAUACAGAUUAGAGUCAGUGCUGAAGAAGGAGAGACGGGUGAGGGUGGACGGUCGAGAGCAGCUAGCAUGGGUGAGUCGGUUCGCUCGUCCCUGGGCAUCGGCCCGACGGAGGACACGUCUCUGGUCAUGCCGUCCGAUAAGAACCACUGCACUGGACAACAGCGCGUGCUGCAGCAGGUGAAAAGCAUCAAGAGAAGCAAGUCAAGAAAUGACUCCCUUUCGUCUCCAACAAGUCCGGCGUCAGCGACAGAAUAUAGUGAGCCUAAAUUCCAGUUUUCUCCAACAAAACGGAGCAUCUCUCUCUACAGAAGGAGCUCCACCAACACAAGCAGAUGGCACAGCAGAAUGAACGGCCAAUAUACCGUGAGAAGACAGACCGACGGCAUCAGCCAGUCCAUAUCCAAUGGCGUGAAGCCCCGUGAGCCCAUCAUGAAUGGGCCAGUCCUCGUAGGAAGCCAGAACAAGAACCUAUCACGUGCUGCAACUGUGAAAACUGCCAGCCAAUCACAGGGGGUGACGCUAGUCAGAAGCAAAUCAGAUUCAUCUGGUAUGAAUGGUGCCACAGGGGCAAUGGCUGCUAUGACUCUGCAGGAAGCAGUGAACUUCCUCACACACUCAGAAGUGUGCAGUCAGCUGUAUGGAGCAUCAUUCAUACAGCACCGCACAUUCGGUGAAGAUAAAGCCAGGCAAGAGGUUGGUCAGUUGGGAGGGAUUCAUUCACUCCUUCAGCUUCUGAAAACCGACAAUUUACAGAUACAACAGACAGUGGCCGCUGCACUGCGUAAUGUCAUCUUUAAGGACUCUGAAAACAAGACCCAGGUGAAGCUUUAUGGAGGAAUAAAAGUCAUUGUAGAUUUACUCCAAAGCAAUAACGUAACGGAAACCCAGAAACAGCUCACUGGUAAGACCAUUUUAAUUCACUCCAAAGAUAUUAUUGUAAGCAUAUCAAACAGUAAUGUUCUACAUCAUUGUCUUAAGGCAAGGAUAAGUCUUAAGGAUAAUCGUGCGCAUUUAUCGCCGACGUUUAAUGCCUCGUGAUUAAACAAAGUGCACACCGACGCACAAAACGGCAGGCGUAAAAGCGUAAUUUAAAAAAACACACCUUGGGCUCGUUAAAAACUGGCCGACCAAUGAGAUUGGCGCUUUUGUUCACGUGUCUGGAGCUGCUGAAGUUACAGUAAAACACGACUUGGUGGCGCACAAGCACGAAACGGUCUUGCCAAGCACACAUUGAUACCAACGACGAAGAGGAAGUAAGCAAGAUGAAAUCUUCUGUGUGACAGGCGAGUGGAAGAAGCAAAACGUUGUGCAGCGCCACCUAGUGUACCGGUGUAUUUCUGUUUUUCAUUAAGCGCUAUCUAUGUCAGGGAGUGAAUUUGCACGUUCACUCGGCUCAUCGCCAGUGAAAAUCGCUUGGGUAUGAACACCGAAAAACAUUGGCAAUAGGCGCACGAUAAUCGUCCCAGUGUGUACAAGCCUUUAUAAACUCCAAAAAAUGUUGUUCUUUAGCCUUUGGGUUAAUUUCACACUGCAAAACAUGAAUUUCUUACUAAGCAUUUUUGUCUUGUUUUCUAGUACAAAUAUAAAAAAAUUCUUAAAUCAAGAUAUUUGACAAGAAAAAAUUACCUAAGAUAUUCAAAUUAAUUAUUUGAUUUAUAAAGCAAUAUGUAUAAUAUAAAUGAACUUCAUUCUUAUAUUUUGUUUCAUAAAACAAGACUAAAUGUUCUAGGUCACUUUCCUUGUCGAGUA
Molecule: messenger RNA, 1757 nt
Organism: Triplophysa rosa
Lineage: Eukaryota; Metazoa; Chordata; Actinopteri; Cypriniformes; Nemacheilidae
Product: plakophilin-2-like
Exons: 5
Coding region: 75-1046 (323 amino acids)
Biological process (GO): cell-cell junction assembly; cell-cell adhesion; intermediate filament bundle assembly
Cellular component (GO): cytoplasm; nucleus; adherens junction
Molecular function (GO): cadherin binding
Source: RefSeq, a predicted model, not a curated record